Entrophospora sp. SA101 is the source of this 768-nucleotide messenger RNA. The record is from the annotation of a GenBank genome assembly. NCBI's taxonomy places the organism in Eukaryota, Fungi, Glomeromycota, Glomeromycetes, Entrophosporales, Entrophosporaceae.
AUGUUAACGAUACAAUAUUCAAGUUUAAAUUUUUUAUUAAUAUUUCUGCCUUUGGGAUUUUUAGCAAAAAGUUUUAACUUGAGUGAUACCUACAUAUUCACAUUUAAUUUCUUGGCAAUUAUCCCCUUAUCAAAAUUGUUAGGGUUUGCAACUGAAGAUAUUUCUCUUAGAGUAGGGCAAACAUUAGGUGGUCUGUUGAAUGCAACAUUUGGUAAUGCUGUGGAAUUAAUAAUAUCACUUGUUGCCUUGAUGAAAGGUGAAAUUAGAGUUGUCCAGUCAAGUAUGCUGGGAUCAAUAAUCUCCAAUUUAUUAUUGGUGCUGGGAAUGUGUUUUGUUGCUGGUGGAUUUUAUCAUGAUGAACAAGAAUUUAAUCAGACAGCAGCUCAAACAAGUUCAAGCUUAAUGGCUUUGGCAUGUGCUGGGUUGAUAAUCCCAGCAGCAUUUAAUUUUGCCAUUGGAAGUGUUACUGAUAAUGCUACUACUAAUGUGGCUUUUCUCCAAGAAGAAACAAUAAAUUUAUCCCGUGGUGCAUCAAUUGUAUUAUUAAUUAUUUAUGUGUUAUAUUUAUAUUUCCAGUUAAAAACACAUUCAAGAUUUUAUCUUGAAACAGAAGAUGAAAUAGAAGAACCAGAAUUUUCACUUUGUUAUUCAUUAUUUUUACUUGCAUUCAUUACACUCCUUAUUUCAUUCUCUGCUGAUUUGUUGGUUGGAUCAAUUGAAGGAAUUGUUGAACGAUUGUCACAUAUGACAGUUUUGGACACUCGCUAA